GUAGGUUAGAAAAACGGAAAACGGACGACUGUGGGAUUUGGAUGGUUGUACCGCAUCCGUUCAUGAGUGAGCUAUCGGUGUGUCUAGUCGGAGUAAGGGUCACGUGGACGCAACACGGAGAUCACCGCCAGUGGGCCGAGUACCUCGAGCUGCUUAUCAUCCAGGCGUGGCGAACGGAAGUGGAAGGCAAUCUGCUCGGAUUCCUCUUCGGAUCGGUGCGGCCUGAUCACCGCCAACCGAUCGUACACGAGUUAACGGUCCCCCUUGCACAGCUGGCCGACGAUCUUCCUCUUGAGAUCGUCUCGCAGAGCGACGACAGCCCGGUCCCUCACGUUCUUACGCGGACCCUGGCGUCAUAUCUUCAGUGGUCGGCAUGCUUGAAGGAACCAGGGAGCCACCGCAACCCGCCAUCACAGCGCGGUUACCUGGACCCGCACGAGAUAGUCGAUCUCGCCUUCUUCCAAGAUCGGACGGCUUCCGAAAACGAAGAGAUAGAGAUUGAAGCGGAAGAAGUAAGCUCGGAAGAAGAAGAGGAGGUCAAAGAAGAAGCCGACGAGGAAGAAACUCCCGAAGAAGGGAGUUACAGUGAGCACAGCGAAGGGGAGCAAAGUGAAGCGAAGGAGGAAGAAGAGCAAGAUGACGAAGAAGAAGAAGAAGACCAGGAGGAAUUAGAGGAGUCGGAGUACGAAGGAUUUGAGGAGGAAGUGUGCGACGAGGCUCGGGCGCAAGCUCAGGCACAAAAGAGGGAAGAGAUCGCGGUCGGGAAGCGACAGUUGGAAUUCGCCAGCGCAGCCGGUCAGCCGCGCACCUACGAUCUGGCCUGGGAUCCGGAGCCGCCUAAGCCGGAGGAUGGAGCGACAGCUGGCGAGACUUCGGCCGCACCAGCGAGACUUCAGCCGCACCAGCGAGACGGCGGCGAAGCCGAUCCCCCUCCCCCUCCUCCUCCGACCGCCCACCAACUCGUCCACGUAUUGAUGCGGGGCAUCGGGCUUCGUCCCCGGUCGUCCGGGGUGACGGCCGUGACGGACGUCGCCAAUGCAAUACUGGCUGCAUAUCCAGACAAAGUCGCCAUGCCGUCCGGCCGUCGGCUGCUGCAGGUGACCCGAGCAUUCGGAGCGAAGGGCUUCCCUAAUUGUUUCGGCGCAAUCGACUGCACGCACGUGUACGUGGACAAGCCCGCCAACGCACCGUCGGAGAACUACUUCGAUCGAAAACAGCAGUUCUCGGUCGUCGCCCAAGUUGUCGUCGACCUCCACAUGAGAAUUCUGGAUGUGUUCAUGGGAUACCCGAGGAGCGUCCACGACCAGCGGGUUCUGAGAAACUCUUCACUCUUUCGACGUGCGGAGGCGGGCGAGCUCUUCGUCGUGGAACCUGUUCUGCUGCCAGGGGGGGUGUCCACAACAGGGUACCUGCAUGGGGACAACGGCUACUCGCCGAGAAUGUGGAUGGUGGUCCCCUACGGGGGGACAGACCAAGCAGGGGACAUCGGAUUGUUUGACACGUGGCAGAAGACGACGAGAGGAGUCGUGGAGAGGGCUUUCGGGCGUUUGAAGGGGAUGUGGAGGUUGAUCCUCCGCCAUCACAAGACUAACAUGGAUAGUCUGCCUCAACAGUUUCUGGUUGUUUGUAUCAUCCACAACUUGUUGCUUGAGGCGGGCAUACCGUUCGACGACUCGGUCCUCCUCGAGCCGGACGAGAAUGGCAAUCUGGUUCGUGUCGAUCUGGGGUUGCAAGAUCCGCUACGACCAGUGUCGCAAUCGGGCGCAACCGACGCUGCCCUGGCUUUACGUGACGGGUUACGUGUGCGAAUGAUGAACUGAAUCUGUGGGUGUGCGACCGACAGUCAUGUUCGAUGUCUAUGGGUGUGAAGACUGCAGGGUUUACUGCUGUAGACGGCGCCAGUCAAUCCUUCUCCACUUGGAGAACCAAUCAAUGCUGGUUGCCUUU
This is a messenger RNA of Chara braunii, 1947 nucleotides long. NCBI's taxonomy places the organism in Eukaryota, Viridiplantae, Streptophyta, Charophyceae, Charales, Characeae. The record is from the annotation of a GenBank genome assembly.